AUGAAGCUGUUCGUCGCGCUCGCGUGCCUCGUGGGAGGAGCGCACGCCGCCAUGUCCGUGCGUUUCACGAGCGACUUCGACGCCGGGACGGAGAUCUCGAACGUCCAGCUGCUCAACGAGGAGGAGGGCUACGGCGAGUGCUCGUCGAGCGGCACGGGCGGCGACGCGCCCCAGUUCUUGCUGCACGGCGGCAAGAACUUUGGGUUCAACGGCAUAGAAUUCGAGUGUGCCUUCACGGUCACCUACCCCGACGGCAACUCCUGCGACUGCAAGUACGGCGUCGACAUGAGCAUCUGGCUCGGGAGCGAGAACGAGUUCAAGGUCACGGGCUGCUCCUGCUUCUACUCCAAGGACCACCCGAGCACGCUUUGGGACAUCCCGAACAACAACGAUCCCGUCGGCGAAGCGUUCAUGACGGAGUCGACGUCCGCGCGCGCGGAGGUCGCGCUCGAGAUCGCCGCGCCGCGCGCCGCGCUCCGCGGCGCCGCCGUCGCGUGA
Molecule: messenger RNA, 498 nt
Organism: Aureococcus anophagefferens
Lineage: Eukaryota; Pelagophyceae; Pelagomonadales; Pelagomonadaceae
Exons: 1
Coding region: 1-498 (165 amino acids)
Source: RefSeq, a predicted model, not a curated record